CAUUUAGAAGAAUCGAAGCGUCGGAGUUGAAGAACACGGAAAUGUCUGCUGUGACUGCGUCGCUCUGCUCGACUUUGCUGUUUGUCGGCCUCUUCGUGUUUGUGUCUGCAGACAAGAAAAACAUCACAGCUGAGUCAGGACAGAACGUCACUCUGACAUGUCGAGCUCCAAACAACAACAAUGACAUUGUAGAGUGGAGCAGAGCUGACUUCGAGCCAAAACAUGUCCUUGUGUACCGGGGUGGGAACUUUGUUUCAGAUGAGCAGCAUCCAUCUUUUAAGGACCGGGUGGAUCUGCAGGACAGACAGAUGAAGGAUGGAGACGUGUCUCUGAUUCUGAAGGAUGUGACGAUUAAUGACACUGGAACAUAUGAGUGUCGUGUCUUAAUGGGAGAAACACGCUCGUGGAAAUCCAUCAGCAGCAUCACCCUGAGUGUUGUUGAUCCUCCAUGUCAGACAGGAGGAAGGACAAAGGAUGAAGGGAAGGAGGAUGGAGUCAAUGGAGGCCAUCCUGGACUGGAAGCAAGUCGGUCCUUUUUGGUGCUGCUUUUGUUGUUGGGAGUUUUAUUGGUUUUAUGAUCAAUAAAAAACAAAAAGAAAACAUCAAGAAAGAAACUUUAAAAAAAUCAGGUCAGAAUUCAUAGCAUUAUACAUAAUCACAAGAAAUUACACUAAAUAUUCAGUUUAAUAGAAAUUUUUGGUGAUUUCAAGGAAAAAAUGUCAUCCACUGAAAAUAACUGGAAACAUUAGUAAUGGAAAAUUUGUUAAAAAUGAUCUAAUCUUAGGACAACUACAAAAAAGAAAAGACAGUUCCAAGAUUAACACAUCAAAUUUAACUAGCUGAUAACUCAAUAUGUGACAAAUGCAUUUCAGCCUGACAUUAGUCAUUAAUUAACACAGCAUCUCACAUUAUCACUCAUCUCAGAGAUCAUUUCAUCUUUUUAUCAGCAACAUAAAAUAACUGCAGUUACAGAUCAGAGAAACUGACACAUUAUAAACUCACACCAUGUUCUUCCAUCGAGCUACAAUAAAACUAAAACAGAUUCAGCAUUUGGAAUAACAGUUCCAAAACAACUGUAAUAUCCGUAGCAUGGGACAGAAGAGAAAAACUCAUCAACCACUGAUGCUCACAAGUCAAAACCUCGUGGGCCUUACACUCAGCAAAGCCUCUGACAGCACUUCUGAAAUCCUGAGCAUCUUUACAGCUUUAUCGCAUUUUCAGGUAUGAAAUUAGUAUUAAUGUUUGUGAACUUUGGAGUGUGUGGAAUGAGCUGUACAGCUUUUGUUAUAUACACAUGCUUCAUUUUGGGAAUGCUUUGUAAGCUUUAUUUCAGUUUUUUAGUGCUAACUGGGAUACUGUAAGCAGCUAGCUAAGAAUAGCUGUAGUAUAUUUAAGCUUGAUGGUCUAAGUUAAGUAGCAAUAUAAUUUUGAUUUUUAACCAUGUUUUUGUGAUAUUUCUAAGAUGUUUGUGUUUUCUAACUUUUAUGAAAGGUGGUCUAAUAAAUUACAUAUUAUACUUGAGAGAAAAGUGAAAGUGUGGAAGAAUUAUGUAUUAUUGUUAAGGUGUUACACAGAUAACUUUUGUAUCACUGUAAAUAUUUAAUGAUCAAACUUAAUGAAGCUGCUGAAAAGCAAACAUCAUGUACAAGCAUCUGGAUUGAUUUACUUCCUUUUCAGCAAAAGGUGCAGUUUGUGUCUGCUACAUUACAAAUUAAAAUAACAAAUGUGAUAAUCAAAUUUCACAAUUUCACAAUAAUACAGUAGUUCUCUUUCCAUCGGAUGAGUAAAGCUGUACCAGGUCUGUGUAUUUUUAAACAUUUCAAAAGUAGCAGCAGUGAAUAAUAAGAACAAACAGACUGAUGUCAAUCUGUUUUUAUUUAUUUUAUUCAUUAUGCGUCUCUUUGUGAAGUUUGACAGUGACUCUAUGAACUACCAUGUUCAUUCAUCAUCAGUGAUUUACUGACAGGUUGGGAAGUCCACUACAUGUAUUUAUUUAAUGUCUGUAUGUUACAGUGUCAGAAUGUGUGAGUCAGCUAUUUGUAAAAUCAAACUUUUUCUGCGAUGUUCAAACAACACAAACUGAUCCUCGUGUAGAGAUCAGCUGUUACAGUAUAAUUACACACACAUACUGAAAGAAGUGAAGACGAAAAUAUUGUAUGUGAUGACAUCAGUGCAGCUGGACUGUUCUGUAUUAUGAAGCCAUUGAGAGAAGUACCUUUGACUUAACUCCAGAGGGAGCUCACAUCAUUUUAACUUAACUUCAAUUUCAAGAGUUUUUCACAUAUUGUUGAUUCAUCUCCUUUAAUAUAACAAAAAUGCUUAAUUAUUAAAGGUUCUUCAUUAUGUGACUCUGUUUAAUCAUUGCUAAUAAAGU
This is a messenger RNA of Oreochromis niloticus (Nile tilapia), 2374 nucleotides long. RefSeq names its product programmed cell death 1 ligand 1-like. Lineage: Eukaryota; Metazoa; Chordata; Actinopteri; Cichliformes; Cichlidae. Gene Ontology annotation, cellular component: external side of plasma membrane. The transcript is spliced from 3 exons. The coding region runs from base 42 to 578 and encodes 178 amino acids. The record is from RefSeq and is a predicted model, not a curated record. Gene Ontology annotation, biological process: cell surface receptor signaling pathway; cellular response to lipopolysaccharide; immune response.